AUGAAUCCAGCUAGUUCUCGCGGUCGCGGUCGUGGAAAACCAAAAAGAAGAAUGAAUAGCAACCGUGAACAGAUUGUGGGUGCUCCACGUGUUGUGGGACCUAGGACCUACGCACACGUAGCAGCGCAGCAUGUUAACACUCGUCACUCUACUGCGCUUCGUGCGAAUGCUGUCACUCCGACUGCCAAUGCUGCUGCUCUUGCGGUCAAUGCUAUUGCACCUGCUUGCAAUGUCACCAUUCCAACUGCCAAUGCUGCUGCUGCCGCCCGCAAUGUUGCUACUACUGCUGCUGCCCGCAAUGUUGCUACUGCUACUGCUGCACUUGCUCACAAUUAUACAGCUUCUGGUCCUGGUCAUGUUCCGGCUCCUGGUCCUGUCCCGGCUCCUGGUCCUGUCCCGGCUCCUGGUCCUAUCCCGGCUCCUGGUCCUGUCCCGGCUCCUGGUUCUAUCCCGGCUCCUGGUCCUAUCCCGGCUCCUGGUCCUGUCCCGGCUCCUGGUCCUGUCCCGGCUCCUGGUCCUGUCCCGGCUCCUGGUCCUGUCCCGGCUCCUGGUCCUGUCCCGGCUCCUGGUCCUGUCCCGGCUCCUGGUCCUGUCCCGGCUCCUGGUCCUGUCCCGGCUCCUGGUCCUGUCCCGGCUCCUGGUCCUGUCCUGGCUCCUGGUCCUGGUCCAGCAAUCAAUGCUGCUGCCCCGGAUGCAAACGAUCAUCUUGCUGGUGAUAAUGGUGCUCCUGGUAACGUGGGACAUGGUGAUGGUGCUGCAGCUGCUAUCAAGAUAAAAUAUCUCCAGCGAUCUAGUCGCCAACUACAAAAGCAGGUGAAACAGCUACUAAAAAAGCAGUCGCAGCAACUGAAGCCGGACCUGCAACUUCAACCAAGUUCAGAUCAACCCAUCUCACAACCCGGCCUCAGUCCAUCAAUGACAGUGCAAAUUCAGCCAGGUUCAGUUCAACCGAUCUUACAACCCGGCCUCAGUCAGCCAUUGACAGGUGUGGCUCAAUCAUAUUUAACACACAUCCCUUUUCAACCAUUUAUACCACAAACGCCUCUAGACUCGUUUGUUCGUUCAUCAUUCAUACCUCAAGUUCAGCCAGCUCAUCCAAUCAACUUGGGGAUGCUUCCCGCACUGAAUUAUAUUUCACCACCACAUCAACUCCAGUACGCUCCGUUGACACCGCAAACGAUCACACACGUACAUUCAUUCAUCCCGAAUCAAAUGCACCAAACAUUCGGAUCCCAGGUUCGUCAACAAGCAGUGCUACAACUGCUGCAACUGCUGCAAGGAACUACGCCUACAAAUUUUUAA
Molecule: messenger RNA, 1302 nt
Organism: Cotesia glomerata
Lineage: Eukaryota; Metazoa; Arthropoda; Insecta; Hymenoptera; Braconidae
Product: BCL-6 corepressor-like protein 1
Exons: 2
Coding region: 1-1302 (433 amino acids)
Biological process (GO): positive regulation of filopodium assembly; negative regulation of apoptotic process
Source: RefSeq, a predicted model, not a curated record